This is a messenger RNA of Hippocampus zosterae (dwarf seahorse), 2002 nucleotides long. RefSeq names its product syntaxin 5A (gene stx5a). Gene Ontology annotation, biological process: intracellular protein transport; endoplasmic reticulum to Golgi vesicle-mediated transport; vesicle fusion. Gene Ontology annotation, molecular function: SNARE binding; SNAP receptor activity. Lineage: Eukaryota; Metazoa; Chordata; Actinopteri; Syngnathiformes; Syngnathidae. The record is from RefSeq and is a predicted model, not a curated record. Gene Ontology annotation, cellular component: SNARE complex; endomembrane system; Golgi membrane. The transcript has 12 exons. The coding region runs from base 194 to 1183 and encodes 329 amino acids.
CCGGAAAUGUUCCGUAUCGUCACUCUAACCGAGGUUUGUCCAUUUGUUACUUUCCCCUUACUUAGUAACUACGAGAGCAAAUGGUGUAGCGUUCACAAAACCAGUCCAACGACGAGGACGUUGCUGCUCUCAAGGGGCUGUUAAGCCACCUACCUCGAAGCGGGCCGGUGUUGAGCGUUUUACCGGCGAAAGCAUGACGUGCCGCGAUCGGACUAUCGAAUUCCAGUCGGCCUGCAAAUCUCUCCAAGGCAGACAGAAUGGAGUGCAGCCCACAAAACCAGCUCUCAACGCUCUCAGGCAGCGCAGUGAUUUUACGGUCAUGGCUAAGAGAAUUGGAAAAGACCUGAGCAAUACAUUUGCCAAGUUGGAAAAGCUAACAAUUUUGGCCAAAAGAAAAUCUCUAUUUGAUGACAAGGCAGUGGAGAUUGAGGAGCUCACGUAUAUCAUUAAACAAGACAUUAACAGCCUAAACAAACAGAUAGCACAGCUGCAGGACUUGAUCAGGUCACGUGGAGCACCGGGCGGAAAACACAUCCAAACCCACUCCAACACCAUUGUGGUGUCCCUACAGUCCAAACUGGCCUCCAUGUCCAAUGACUUCAAGUCAGUCCUAGAAGUUAGAACAGAGAAUCUGAAGCAGCAGCGCAGCAGGAGAGAGCAGUUCUCCCAACCUCCUUCAUCAUCCUCCCCACUCAUGGCCAAUAAUUUCAGGAGCCGCAAAAAAGGGGCCCAGGAGCCGCAUGCAGCUCGCGAGCCGCGCAAUGACUACCAGGGCUUUACAACCUCAAAUGUAAAAGAGAGUUCGGUCUUGAUGCAGGACGAGUCCCGGAGUCUAGGCGAUGUGGCCAUCGACAUGGACUCUCAAUCCAACCCCCUCCAGCUCCAGCUCAUCGAUGAGCAGGACUCGUACAUCCAGAGCCGCGCAGACACCAUGCAGAACAUCGAGAGCACCAUCGUUGAACUGGGCUCCAUAUUCCAGCAGCUGGCGCACAUGGUCAAAGAGCAGGAGGAGACCAUUCAGAGGAUCGACUCAAACGUGGAAGACACGCAACUGAACGUGGAGGCGGCGCACUCUGAGAUCCUCAAGUACUUCCAGUCUGUGUCUUCCAACCGCUGGCUGAUGAUCAAGAUCUUUCUUGUCCUGGUGGUCUUCUUCAUUAUCUUUGUAGUCUUCUUCGCCUGAGGAAGAAAGAACAGGAAACGCGGCGGGAAAAAGGCAGACAUUUUGUGAAAAACGGACCUUCAAACUGAGGCUUCGAAAUCCCACGGAAGGAAUGCAGACUUUUAAUUGUAUGGAGGAUUAUAGAAAGCUUUUUCCACAUGACAGCACGGAAGAAGUUCUCUUAUAGCCCCAUUUUUUGUAGCGGGUGAGUUGGAAGUUGUUCUGAAUCCUACUUUGACCAAUGAUUCAUUGUUUAUGGCUAUAAUUUAAUGGUUUGAUUCUGCAAACUUUCUUUUAAUUUUGUUUUUGUUUUUUGUUCUUAAGUGAUAGUUCAAAGCCAAACUGUAAGCAUGCUUCUAGGAUCAUGAAUUACAGCCACAACGUCGUAGUAUUGAAGUAUUGUUUGUUUGUUUGUUUUUGCCAAACGUAAGUGAGCACAUCUGGUGCACCAGAAGAACUUUGCCGACUGAAGCCAGAGCUGGUCCAAAGUGCUCAAGACAGCUUACUUAACAAAUAGAUUUAAAAUAAAACUUCUUUCAAAGUGGUUUCCAUGUUGGACAUCAGCGCUUGUGAAGGGUUUUGUUUUUAACCCAGAAGUGACUGGACGUCCUUUUGCACACGCGCGCACACCCUUUUGAAUCUUCACAGUGUACAGGAUCUAAUUUAAAUGACCAAUUUUUAAGAAGAAACAACAUUCUGUCACUUUAUUCCCCCCCCCCCCCCCCUGUAUAUUUUCUUUUUAUCUGACUGCCUUACCUUUUGUGUACAAAGUGCAGAUAGUUAUGAAUGGUGUAUUGGUGAGAAAAUGCAUAUUAAUAAAACAAUAAUAAGGUGCUGGCA